Spodoptera littoralis (African cotton leafworm) is the source of this 1626-nucleotide messenger RNA. Lineage: Eukaryota; Metazoa; Arthropoda; Insecta; Lepidoptera; Noctuidae. The record is from the annotation of a GenBank genome assembly.
AUGUGCUUCGUGUCAGCCACGGUUUGCUUCACCACCAUCGGCCACGGCUCCGUGGUGGGGUUCCCCGCCAUCCUGCUGCCGCAGGUCAAGGACCCUAACUCCCACAUCCAGCUCACCAGAGAAGAAGGAUCAUGGAUAGCAUCAGUGACUGCUAUCACGCUGCUGUUGGGCAGCUUCCUAGCGCCGCCCAUCAUGGGCCGGCUGGGCCGCAAGAUCGCACAUUUUGUGGUCAUAGCCCUCAUACUCCUAGGCUGGAUAGUUAUACUGCUGGCUACAAGUUUAGAAGCAAUGAUAGUAGGAAGGGUAAUCCACGGCAUGUCAUUCGGGCUGAUGUUGCCUCUGCGUUCAGCCCUCCUUGGAGAAUACACAAGCCCGAAGAACAGAGGAGCAUUCCUCACCACUGUCUCUGUAGCACAAGCUUUCGGGAUCCUGCUGGUUCACCUCAUAGGAUCCCUAGUGACAUGGCAGAAAACUAUCCUCAUUGUCAUCGUGUUUCCUCUUGCCAGUUUACUCAUGACAUUCUUUACCCCUGAAUCUCCCAGCUGGCUAGCUGCAAGAGGAAGAUUCGACGACUGCAGAAGAGUCUUCCGCUGGCUCCGAGGUGACGAAGAAGAAGCUGAACUUGAAGAAAUGAUCAGAGCGAGAUGUGAAUCUAACAGAGCCGCCAUAACCAACUGUAGAGAUCUCAUGGUGCUGAUGAAGAAGAAGGAGUUCUACAAACCUAUUGUGAUAAUGAUCCAUAGUUACUUGAUGGGAGAAUUCUCUGGUGGAGCUCUCAUGUCGUGUUACUCCACGACAGUGAUCUCUUUAAUAGCUGGUCCUGAUGCAGACGCUCACUUAUGGAUGAUAGAACUGGACACACAGCGAAACAUAUCGAACAUCAUAGCAGUAUACGUGGUUAAUAAGAUAAAGCGAAGGACUAUGUUCAUGGCGACUGGAGGGCUCUGCAUCCUCAGUAAUAUAGCCAUUGCUGGCUAUGUUUACGCCAAAAUCCUUGGAGUGUUAACGUACACAGCUAUAUGGGUGCCAAUUCUGCUGAUCAACAUACAGUUCUUCACUGUAGCUGUCGGCAUGGUGUGCUUACCUUACGUCAUUGCGGGGGAGAUAUUCCCUCUGGAGUACAGGAGUGUAGGAGGUAGCAUCAGUAUUGUGUCCAUUGCCUGUGGGUACUUCCUUGUCACAAAGACCUUCCCUGCCAUGGUGGAGAGUAUAGGUCUCCAUGGAUCCUACGCGGUGUAUGCAGCAGCCAUGUCAUACAACCUGUGUGUGGUCUGGUCUUUACUGCCCGAGACCAAGGGGAAGACCCUGCAGCAGAUUGAAGACCACUUCAAAGGAAAGACUUCGAGUCCCGAGGAAGUGGAAGUCAGACAGCAACUCAGGGAUAAACCAGAUGUUGAGAAAGCCAAAGCUGACAGCUGAUGAACGGAUUUUGAAACAAAUUGGACUCAGAAACAAAAAAAAACAACUUAAAAUAGAUUUUCCACCUUGUGAAUAGGAAUGAGAUUUGUUAAUACAUUAAUUAAUGUGUAGUACUUAUUUAUCGAAUAAGCCAUAGGUAUUAAAUUAAAUACACAAAGUAUGCAAUUGCAAUAAGAGGUAGCUCAAUAAUUAUCUACUUGUAGGUAA